This is a messenger RNA of Drosophila erecta, 352 nucleotides long. RefSeq names its product male-specific opa-containing protein (gene msopa). NCBI's taxonomy places the organism in Eukaryota, Metazoa, Arthropoda, Insecta, Diptera, Drosophilidae. Bases 10 to 222 code for a protein of 70 amino acids. The transcript has a single exon. The record is from RefSeq and is a predicted model, not a curated record.
GCUUUCGCCAUGGUAUUCAUAAUCGCCAUGAACUUCCUACAGAUCGCCUUGCUGGUGGUCCUAGUGGCAGUGGCCUUGGCCAGAGCACAGGAUGAUCCACCGACAGAUCUGCCAGCUCCAGACGCAACAAAACCACCAGCAGCAGCAGCAGCUGGUGCUCCAGCUGGUGUCCCGGGUAAAAAUAACCAAAAUGUCAAUCACAACGUUGUGACCAUUGGAUAAAAUACUUUGGAAGGAACUUCUCCCAAUUUAAUGAAGCCGAAAUCUUGAUUAAAGUACAUAAAAGUACUUUUUGAAAGCAUUAGGGAAGCGUAAUAUAAAUGUGCGUUAAUAAAUAAUUUUCAUUUACAUA